Molecule: messenger RNA, 1575 nt
Organism: Penicillium angulare
Lineage: Eukaryota; Fungi; Ascomycota; Eurotiomycetes; Eurotiales; Aspergillaceae
Product: cytochrome P450
Exons: 6
Coding region: 1-1575 (524 amino acids)
Molecular function (GO): heme binding; oxidoreductase activity, acting on paired donors, with incorporation or reduction of molecular oxygen; monooxygenase activity
Source: RefSeq, a predicted model, not a curated record
AUGGCGGUUCUUGUUGAGUUGAUCAACUCUCCUUAUCUGGUUCAGGGUAUUUGUGUGGCACUGGUGGCUAUAUUCAUAUCCACCUUCUGGGGAGAUCUGGCCGAUGAAAUUCCUUAUUUCCGAGUUCCUUUAGUUGGCAAAGAAUGGUGGAAUCUUUCCAAUAAAAAGGCCAAGUCGCGUUUUACUCAGUCCGCCCGCGAGUUGAUUGCAGAGGGGUUUGCAAAGGGCAAAGGUGUCUUCCAGCUUAUGGGGGGUAUUCGCCCAUUGAUCAUUCUGCACCCAAAGUAUAUCGAUGAAAUCAAAAGCCAUCCCUAUCUGUCCUUUGAAGGCGCUACACGACAGAACUUCUUCUCUGCGCGUAUCCCCGGCUUUGAACCAUUCCAUGGCAAUGGCUCAUCCCAAGUGGGCUCGGAUACAGUUCGAAUCAAGUUGACUCAGGCGCUUGGUAGUCUGACAAUUCCUCUAUCUAAGGAAACGGCUUUCACACUAAAAGACAUUUUACCUCCAUCAAACGAAUGGACGUCAUACAACUUCUCGCAGAAAUGCCCCUACAUCGUUGCUCGGGUCUCCACCCUAGUCUUCCUAGGUGAGAAGGCCUGCCGUAACGAAGAUUGGAUCAAUGUUGCCGUAAACUAUACUAUUGAUGCCUUCUUUGCCUCUCGCGAACUGCGUCUUUGGCCGUCUUUCCUGCGUCCCUUCGUGCACCAUUUUAUGUCUAAGAUGAAGAAACUUCGCCAACAUCUUGCUGUUGCUCGAUCCAUCGUGCAAAAAGAAAUUGACAGGCGGCAAAUGAUCCGCGAUGGUACAAUGCCUCCUGAAGAUCCUCCUCGUACUCAUUCGGAUGCUCUCGACUGGUUCAAAGAAGUAUCUGAGGGCCUUGGGGCGAAUUAUGAUAUGACGGGUGGACAAGUCGGGUUAUCUCUCGCAGCUAUUCAUACCACUUCUAACCUUCUUACGAAUAUCAUGUACGACCUUGCUGCGUACCCAGAGUAUAUCCAAGCUCUCCGUGAUGAGAUUGCCGCGGUUAUUGCUGAGGAUGGUACUCUCAAGAAAACGAGUCUGUUGAAGCUCAAACUCAUGGAUAGUGUUAUGAAAGAAUCCCAGCGCACGAACCCUGUUAGCUUAACCUCUUUGAACCGCCUCGCUCUCAAGGAAAUCCCUCUAUCAGACGGCACUGUCAUCCCGAAGGGAGCACUGAUCGCCGUCUCAGCACACGUCAACACUGACGAGAGUAUUUAUCACAAUGCCGACAAGUAUGAUGGCUACCGGUUCCUCAAGAAACGCCAGGAAGCAGGCCAUGAGCAUAGACACCAAUUUGUGACUACCACCACUGAAAGCUUCAACUUUGGCCAUGGUCUACACGCUUGUCCGGGUCGCUUCUUUGCGGCAAAUGAAUCUAAGAUCUUACUUAUUCACUUACUGCUUAAGUAUGACUGGAAACUGAAGGAUCGAGAUGAGCGACCGAAGAACUUCGAGAUUGGAAGUGAGAUCAUUGCUGAUCCCACUGUUGAACUGCUUUUCCGAUCUCGGGAGCCGGGUAUGGAUCUAUCCGGUCUCGGGGAGGUAUCUGCUUAG